Messenger RNA from Aplosporella prunicola CBS 121167, 940 nucleotides. RefSeq lists its product as uncharacterized. The transcript is spliced from 3 exons. Lineage: Eukaryota; Fungi; Ascomycota; Dothideomycetes; Botryosphaeriales; Aplosporellaceae. The record is from RefSeq and is a predicted model, not a curated record. The coding region runs from base 177 to 884 and encodes 235 amino acids.
GGAGAUCAGCGGAUAGUCGGAUGUACAACGACCUAGCGAGAUGGGCGGGGACAUGGGGAUGUGGGGACGUUCCGACGAGCCUAAAGCCUAGGUGCUGCGACUCUACUCUUCCUCUCCGCUUCUCUCGCCCUCUGCUUGCUUCCGCUUCGCCCGCUGACUACCUACUGCCAGCCAAGAUGGAAGACCAUCGCUGGCUCAUCCUGAUGAUAGUCGGCUUGUCGUUGGCGUUGACGCUGCCGGCUUUUCUGCUGCGCACUUGGAUGACGUAUAAGCAGUUGAGGCCGCUUGGGCUUGAUGACUUGACUGUCUUUGUUGCUACUUUACUCUAUCUAGCAUUCGUUUGCUGCCUCGUUGCCGCCUGCCUAAACGGCUUCGGAGCGCACACAAACGACCUCCACAUCACCACGGCCAACUUCACAGACGGCGGCACCGCCAACAACGGCGAUGUCGAAGAAGCCCUCAGAUUCUGGUACAUCUGCACCCUCCUCCACCUCUUCACCGGCUGCUUCCUGCGCAUCUCAAUCGGACUCCACGUCGACCGCAAACUGCUCGAGCGGCCGUCGUACUCGGCGCGCAAGCGGUACGCGUGUCUGGGCACGCUCGCCGCUUCCCUCGCCGUCACCCUCGCCAUGUGCGGCUUCCUCGUCUUCGCCCAGUGCCGCCCGCUGCCGGCGUACUGGUCGCGCGUCCGCCCCGCCGCUGCCGCGCACUGCGCAGACCCGCGCGCCGUCGCCGCCGCCUGGCACGCCUUCACGGCCUUCACCGCGCUCGCCGAUGCCGUCAUGGCGCGCUACCUGGUUGUCGAUUUCCGUGCCGGCACGCCCGCGUGGCUGCAGCGUGGACACGUGCUGCUCGCACUUGUAGUCGCGUUUUCUGUCGUGUAAGUCCCCACCAAAACCUACCUAUCUCCUCCACACACACGCUAACACCCACCCCCCGC